AUGGUAUACAACCGAGCUUUCCGCGGAUGGAAUCAGUUUGCAAACGAUAAGUUAAACGGGAAAGCCUUUCCCGCUAGCCCUUUUCAUGUGACUUUGUAUUUACAACAUUUUUGGAGGAAACCCACUCCCUUAGCGCGGUCGAUUCUGCCUUCUAUGGCUUUAAAUGGGCCUGUGACUUGGCAGGAAUCCCCUCCCCAACUGAUGACCAAUUGCGGAAGCCGUGAGGACGACGUCCAAAAGAGUUCUUGGUACCAGUGUCAUAAGUCGUAAAGAACCUAUUUCGGCCCUUUUAUUCCACGACAUUAUUAUCAAAUCAGACUUAGACAACCCGGUAAAGUUGCGUAAUGUUUCCAUGUAUGUUUUAUCUUUUGCCGGUUUCUUUAGGUUUGACGAUGUGUCUAGAGUUAGAAGAAGUGAUAUUUCCUUUAAAGGAGGCUUUAUGAUCAUUAAGGUUUUGAAAAGCAAGAAUGACCAGCUCCGUAAAGGCGACGAAGUCGUUAUCUUACAAUUGUCUAGUUCUGUAUGCCCCGUUGAGUUGCUUAAGAGGUAUUUAGUUAUGUUUAAGAUACCCCUAAUUCCAAAUAUUUUAUUUUAAGCCCAUUUCUGAAGGGAAGGGCUCUUGCAAGCUUGUUGCCCCUGAUAAGCCCAUUAGUUACUCUACUGUUAGAGUGGCUUUUCGCUGGGACCUGCAAAGUCUCGGAGUUGAACCGUCCAAGUUGGGUUUGCAUUCUCUAAGAUCUGGAGGAGCCACUAUGAUAGCAAAUAAUGGAGUAAACGACAGAGUUUUCCAACGACAUGGUUGUUGGAAAUCGGUACAAGCCAAAGACACAAACGUAGACGAUGAUUUUGAACAA
Messenger RNA from Pocillopora meandrina, 854 nucleotides. The record is from the annotation of a GenBank genome assembly. Lineage: Eukaryota; Metazoa; Cnidaria; Anthozoa; Scleractinia; Pocilloporidae.